Lasiodiplodia theobromae is the source of this 1575-nucleotide messenger RNA. Its product is annotated as Kinase activator. The coding region runs from base 1 to 1575 and encodes 524 amino acids. Lineage: Eukaryota; Fungi; Ascomycota; Dothideomycetes; Botryosphaeriales; Botryosphaeriaceae. Gene Ontology annotation, molecular function: molecular adaptor activity; protein kinase activator activity. The transcript has 3 exons. Gene Ontology annotation, cellular component: Atg1/ULK1 kinase complex; phagophore assembly site. Gene Ontology annotation, biological process: piecemeal microautophagy of the nucleus; activation of protein kinase activity; autophagy of mitochondrion. The record is from RefSeq and is a predicted model, not a curated record.
AUGGCGUCCCCGCAGUCCCCGGCUGCCUCCAUUGGCAGUCUCGACAACGGCCCGCCGUCCCUCGAACAGCUAGUUGCCCACUUCGUCAACGCCAAGCGAUCCCUAGCCUCCAUCCACCAUGUCUGGCGCGCCAACGAGGUCGUCACCCAAGCUCGCCAGCUGCUGGAAGUCGACGCCGUGCUCACCAGCAAGAUCGUCUUCCUCCGCCGCGGGCUCGAGGACCAGACCAAGACGCUGAGGACACUGCGCUACGGAGUGGAUUUGGUGGGCGUCGAGGGCCACGAUGAGUUCAAGGAAAUGCUGACCAGCCUUGACGAAUCGUCGCACCACCUCCACAACACUCUCCACCUGCUGAAAGAAACACCCAUUCACAGCACCCUACAACCCCCGGGAACGCCCCAGAAAUACCUGUUCGAUUUCAUCGAUUCGUCCAGCGUCGAUGAUCUCGAAGCUUCCCUACGCGCCUGCAUAGACCGCACCAACGAGGCCGACUCCGCGCUGGCUGAGACGAUCGACGCUUUCGGAGCAUCGCUGGCACGCCUUGAUGAUGCCAUCGACACCUGUCCACCGCCUCCAGAUCCCUCGCCCUCGCCCCUGCCGCCCUCGUUUCGCCAGCUCGAAGGUCAUGCCACUGAGACCGCAUCGCUCCUCCAAUCCCUUGUCCGACAUUACGAUCUCUGCGUCACCGCGCUGAAACACACGGAAGGAGGCAACGAGGCAGCGACGCGCGCGGCAUCUGACGAGUCUCCACUCCCGAGCUCUCACGACCUGCCCCACGAUCUAGACCCCAACCUACAUGUCAACCUAGACCAACUGGACAUCGAUGUCGCGAGUCUGCGACCAGAUGCCCCACCUCCGCCGCCGAUGACGGAGGCCGAACGCGCAGACAUGUUGGCGGUGCUGGCGAACGAUGCCGCCGAAGUCGACGAUGUGGUGGCAGAAAUUCGGGACCGUGUGUCCGAUAUGGAAGCCCUUGCCGGUGAGAUGGCCGGCCACAUUGAGGCUCUUCAGGCAUCAUACUCGGCACAUCUCCAGGCUUUCCGCCUUAUGGCUGAUGUCGGCAAAGAGGUUCCUGAAUACCUUGCCAGUUGCCGCACCUUCCAGGCCCGGUGGGGAGAGGAGAAAACUAAGAUUGAAGAGGGCAUGUUGGCCCUUGAGGGUCUUCGAGAGUUCUACGAUGGAUUCCUCGAUGCGUAUGAUGGUCUGCUUGUUGAGGUGGACAGGAGAAGACAAGUUAGAAUCAAGAUGGAGAUCAUCGCACGGGAGGCUUUGAAGAAGAUUGAGCGACUCCAUGAAGAUGACCUCGCCGCGCGUAAUACUUUCCACGUUAUGCAGGGCGAACAUCUACCCUCGGAUAUUUGGCCUGGUCUCGUAGACCCGCCGCCUCGCUACGAUAUCGUAGUGUCGUCCGACCGCGACGCAGCACCCUCUGCAACCAUGACCGGAGACAAGCAGAGCAGGCGCCAAGCCGAGGUUGAAGAGAUAGAGAGACGCAUCCGGGACAUCAGCAUCCCCGCACUUCCUGACGAUGUCGUUGAAGGAGCCAUCCGUCGGAUGGAAGAGCGACGCGCGUGA